UUGAUUAAACUUUUUACUAUUUAAAUACAAAAUGUCUACCACUACUACUAUAAAUAAAUUGGCAUUAGCUGAAUAUUCCGCCGAAUUGAUGGUGUAUUUCGAAAAACAUAAAAUUAUCGAAAUUAUAACGCGUUUAAUGGUUGAAAUUGGCUUGAUUCGGCCCACUAAUCCACAAAACUGGAUCGCUAUUAAUAUACGGCGCAUUGCGGAUGAGUUUUAUCAUAAAUGUUUAAAAGCAAGCUUUACAUCCAGCAAAAUUGAUUAUUACCAAUUGCCGCGACAUUUUCACCAUCGUAUAGUUAUAUUUGGACGCAGUGGCUCGGGUCGCAAAACUCAAGCGCUGGCGAUAGCAAAACGUUUUAAUUUGAUUUAUAUUAACGCCGAAAACUUGAUUUACACAACUUUCUUUCGAAACGAUGAAGUCGCACAAAAAUUACAUAAGGCAUUCUUAGACAAUGUGGCAAAGGAUAAAUCGUCUGCGGUAUCAAAGGCGAUACAGCAGCGCUUAUUACAAAUAGAUGCCCUACGACAAGGUUGGGUGUUGAUUAAUUAUCCACGAAAUGUGGAGGAAUUCACCGAGAUGUUUGAGACCUACAAAAUACCACCCAACAAAGUUAUUUAUUUGCAAUGUCCGGAGAUAAUGGCGAUGCGACGCCUAGUUGCAAAGCCAAAUUUGGGGUGCCCGCAAAAUACUUGUGAAUAUAUAGAACAUGAGAUGGCAUAUUUCUCACAAAACGAAACAGCAAUAAACGACUACCUCCAGCGCCGCCAUGAAACCAUCUAUAUAGACUCAACACCUUGUUUUGAGGCUGUGCGUACGAACUUAUGGACACAAAUGGAGCGUUUGCCUUAUGUAAUGGGUUAUAAAAUGUAAAAAGAA
Messenger RNA from Bactrocera latifrons, 880 nucleotides. Its product is annotated as adenylate kinase. The record is from RefSeq and is a predicted model, not a curated record. Gene Ontology annotation, molecular function: AMP kinase activity; nucleoside diphosphate kinase activity; ATP binding. The coding region runs from base 32 to 874 and encodes 280 amino acids. Gene Ontology annotation, biological process: nucleoside triphosphate biosynthetic process. The transcript is spliced from 5 exons. Gene Ontology annotation, cellular component: cytoplasm. Lineage: Eukaryota; Metazoa; Arthropoda; Insecta; Diptera; Tephritidae.